Molecule: messenger RNA, 3776 nt
Organism: Python bivittatus (Burmese python)
Lineage: Eukaryota; Metazoa; Chordata; Lepidosauria; Squamata; Pythonidae
Source: RefSeq, a predicted model, not a curated record
GCAAAAAGUCACGCAAUGCCUCUUGCAAUCUGCUUUCCUUCUCCCUACAUAAAUGCUCUCUGGUCUCUCUGCAGCCUCUCUUCCUGCCAUUUGGAUUCCGAAGGACUCAUCCAUUUGGCGAGAACUGUGUCCAGGUGUCCACAAAUAGAGGAAAUCAACUUGUCAGAAAACAACAUUGGGCAUAAAGGUGUGAUGUCCCUUAUGACACCAUGGCCACAAUCUUCACAACUCAAGAAGAUUGAACUGAAGGCCUGUGAUAUCACUGACGUUGCUUCCAAAACUCUCAUUGUUGGACUCAGCUGCUGCCCUUUCCUUGAAGAGAUUGUCUUGUCUUGGAAUAAACUGGGCGAUGAAACUGCUGAAGAACUCGCCGUGGCUCUCCCUGGGAUGAUAAGGAUGAAGAUCCUAGAUCUGGACAACAACCGUAUCACAGCUUAUGGUGCUUCCAAAUUAGCAAACCAGCUUCCUCGAUGUCAUGGAAUCCAGAAUAUACGGCUGUGGCGCAAUUGGAUCCCGAAGGACGUUGAGCAGGAGCUGGCGGAACAAGAGCCACGGCUGCAUUUUGCCUUCUUUUGAGAAGGGGGAAAAUGAAGAGAGACUUGCUGCUUCAAGGGAGAUUUGCUAGUCUUCAGAGUUCUUUAGACCCACAACAGCAAGGAGGAGCAGUUUCUUGGACCUCGUUCAAGAAGGCCUUUUUCCAGUCCAUAAACGGGGCCAAGUCGUCCUUAGCUGUACUGGUGUUAAAGUGGCCUUUUCCGCUUUAUUCCAAUGACGGCCCCAAGAUACGUCCGAUCUGGAAGGCUGGGUCACUGUUUCUCUGGAGGAAAGCCGGGGAAGUGCAGGGCCUGGGAACAGAGGCAGUUGGGGCAAGAGAGGCACCAGCAAUGGGGAAUUCGGGGCCCGCUCGUCAGUUGGGAAAGGCCCGAGGUCUACAAAACUGGAUUUCAGCUUCUUGUACUAUCUUUGCCACACUGGAUGAUGUACAUUUAUUUUGCACUAAUGAACUCAGAAUCCUCUGAAGAAAACAUGCAUGGAAGCAAACAGUGGAUUCUGCAAUAGGUGUGAAAAUAUUUGUAUGUAUUUAUUUAUUCUGUCAUAAUUUACUUUACUUUUGCUACUGUUGAAGGAAGUCAGCCUUCACGGUCUUUGCCAGAGAUGCCCACUAGAUGGUGCUGUGCCCUUAAGCAGUCGCUGUUGUCUGUGGGGUAAAGGAUGAAGGUGGUCUGAAUUCUACGAAUUAAGGGACAUGGACACCUUUAUCAGCGAAACCAAGGCUUUAUUCAAGGAGGCAGGUAGAGAUUGGUGCUCCGAUGAAGCAGAAUUAGGUGGCGCAGCCGGGAGAUAGGAAGAAAGAAAAAGAUCCAAGUGCAGACCAGCUGGGGUUCAGCACGUGUAAGGAAGUUCACCUUGACGAAGAUACACAAGAACUGUUUCCUAGGCAAAAGGGCUGAAACAUUUUUUUAAGUCCAGAAUGUCCAGAUAACCUUCAGAAGUGCACUGAUGAUAUUAACCUAGUUAGGCAAUGGAACGUCAGCAAACAAACCACCAAGCUCAGAGAGCACCAAGGACUCCCCAGUUCAGCUCUGAGCAAGAGAUUUGUUUCUCUUGGAAGUGGUUCAGACAGACACCUCCCCAAUUCACUGAAGGAUGAGGAGGAGGAAGAGGUUCAGCACAAUCAGACUCUGUUUGAUUCUGUUGUUCUAGCCAGUCUCAAUAAAAGCAGUUUUAGUCUUCCUGUGAGUUGAUUCCUGAUCUGGUCUACCUAGUGGGAUGGACGGUGUCUGAGCAUAUGGAGGACCCUUCGUGCCCCAUCAGUUCGGAUCCGUGGGAACAACCGAACUGAGCAAACAGUUUUCAGGACUAUCCCAGUAAGUCAGGUCUACAGUAAGGCGUGAUUCACACCUUAUGCUAAGCCAUAAUAUGGAUUGCUCUUGGCUUACUGUGUCGUGCAAAGUUAAUGAGAAAUUAUUUUUUUAGAAAACGUAUUAGAAAAUUAAACCAAGUCUCAGUAUUGCAUGUGAAUCCCGACCUCUGAGCAUGCCAUGUGGGCGCCCCGUCUGAGCCACAGAAAUUGGGGGUGAAGCACCAUCUCCAGUUUCUAGCCAGUCAUAUUGCAUUAAAUGAUGAUAAUGAUGGCACUGAGAAUGAUGAUAAUGGGGCUACCAGUUUUGGGCUUCCAAAAAUGGCAGGACCACUAGAUGGCAGCAAAGAGACGUAGAACCCUCCAGCUAUUUAUUUGCUGCCACGUAGUGGUUCUGUGGAGCGUUGCAAGCUCUAGGCCUUGAAGCAGUCAACUCUUACCCCAUGAGGGCAUAUUCCCAUAAGAUAAAAUCUCUAACUGCAAUCUGCCUGCAAAAGAGAAAGUGCGAUGACCAUUAAAUGGGCAGUGGCUGUCAAUAGUUUCUCCUCUACUUCCUGGUUUAAAGGCAGAUUCAGAAGCUUGCACGCUUCACAUUCCUACGAAAAGUGUGCAGAUGGGGGGAUGACCCAUGGCCCCACACUAGUCUCUCCCCCCACUCCUGUUGUGUUGAGGAAGGUGAAGAUCUGGAUGAUAUUUGCAAGUGGCAUAUGGAGAGGCUUUGCUCUCACAUAUCCUGGCUGGGUUGGCACUUCCCAAGCUAUGGUUUGUUUCACCACCUUUUCUUAACUGGCUUCAUUCAUGCUAAAAUAAAGGCGAACAGAAAUCCAUGCACUAAACCAAGAAAAUGAAAAUGAAAAGUGAGGUGCUAAUAGACUCUGUUGCAAAAUCUCAGUCCCAAUUCAUUUUAAAUUUACUGGGACUCGCCAGAUGUACGUAGCCAGAUUUUAUUCGAUGGGAUUCCAACUCUCCCUACAGAUGUGGUAGAAGCCAUGAGACAUGAUGUAAUAUUGCAUUCUGUAUCUCUCUGAAGGGAAGAUGGGCAAUAUGAUACCCUUCUGAUCAAUGUAAUUCAAAUAAAUCCCCCCUUCUUUGAUGAAUGAUAGAAAUGCCAUCUUUACCCUGCAAACAUCAGUGUAAUCACUAUAAGCAAAACACACAAAAAUAACACAUUAACUAUUAUAAAAGAAUAUGGGCUGUAGGUAAAAAAAAAAUGCAAUACUCCCAAAAUAGAGCAAAAGAACCUACAGUAAUUUUUUUGAUACUAAUGAGCAACUUGGUGAACCCUGAUUUAUUCAGCUUGGAGGGUGUUCACACACACACACUUGUGCAAGCUGGGAAACGAAGGGGGGGAAAUCUGAACACUCAAGGGAUCGAAAGUGACUCUGUGAUCUCAUAAAUGGCACCUCAGCCCACGAGGCAAGAUCUUUGGAAAGAAAUGCUUCAAAUCCUUCAAAAAGACUCCAACUUAAUUCACUCACGUAAAGGAGGCUGAUAUUCCUCUUAUAAUUUCCAAGGGUCUGUUUUUACCCCAAUCCAAGACCAAGCUCGCAGAGAACUGAAGAGGAACGGCAUCUUUUCCCGUGCACGUGCUCAUUGAGGGAUGUGUGUGUGAUUAAUAUUUGACACUUCCCCAUAUGGCAGUAACCGUAAAUUUUCCAGGUCACCAUUCCCACAUGGCAUGGUAGCCAACAGGUUUGCUGCCUGCUUAACUUUGCCAUCUGGGGUAUGAUAACAUAUGCUUGGAACACUAAGCUUCAGCAAACAAACCUGUGUGUGGAUCCAGGUUAUCCGAACUAAUGUGUCAUUCAUGGAAUCUUUUCUGUCUCAAAAACACAUUUACUCCUCCAGUGAAAAAUCUAACCAUAACUUGUGUGUUUCUGUAUCUAUUUCCUAUGCUCGAUAUUGUGUCUGCAAA